Messenger RNA from Trichomycterus rosablanca, 562 nucleotides. RefSeq names its product NADH:ubiquinone oxidoreductase subunit B2 (gene ndufb2). Lineage: Eukaryota; Metazoa; Chordata; Actinopteri; Siluriformes; Trichomycteridae. The record is from RefSeq and is a predicted model, not a curated record. The coding region runs from base 107 to 409 and encodes 100 amino acids. Gene Ontology annotation, biological process: mitochondrial respiratory chain complex I assembly. Gene Ontology annotation, cellular component: mitochondrial inner membrane. The transcript has 4 exons.
CGCAGUGGAGGGGUGAAGGCUGUAUAGGUCGGCUAGUGAAAGGUGACAUUAAUGUCGGAGCUCAGUCUUCUGUGAUUGUAAUUAUAUAAGUUUAUUUAAACUCAUCAUGUCUUCUGUCGGGAGGACUGCUGGGUUAUUUAGAGCCGGUGCUCAGCUCUUUAAACGCGGACCACUGCACGGUUUCAUCCGCAAGGCAGGUGGAGGUCCUCACAUCGCUCCCCAGUACAGACAGCCCCCUCAGCUCACCAAGCACCAGCGCUUUCACGCUGAGGUCCUCAGCGGAUUCAUGUGGUUCUGGAUCCUGUGGCACAGCUGGCACGACUCCGACGCCGUCCUGGGUCACUUUCCUUGGCCGGACACGGACGCCUGGACCGACGAGGAGUUGGGAAUCCCUGCCGACGACGAGUAACUCCACCCAGCUACAGUCGAUGUCCUCGGCUGAGCGCGGAUCCGAGCGAAGACUCCACCGAACCCCUUCGUGAUCUGAGAGUUCAUGCUGUACAGAGACGACGUCCCCCCCCCCAAAUGUUUAUUUGAAGCUUAAUAAAAACAGACGAACGAA